Aspergillus alliaceus is the source of this 1137-nucleotide messenger RNA. RefSeq names its product cytochrome P450. Gene Ontology annotation, molecular function: iron ion binding; oxidoreductase activity, acting on paired donors, with incorporation or reduction of molecular oxygen; monooxygenase activity. The record is from RefSeq and is a predicted model, not a curated record. The transcript has 7 exons. Bases 1 to 1137 code for a protein of 378 amino acids. Lineage: Eukaryota; Fungi; Ascomycota; Eurotiomycetes; Eurotiales; Aspergillaceae.
AUGGCAGGACUCCCCGGGGCUUGGAGUGCACUUCCUUCUUACCUUAGUACUUUGUGGGCCAUCCAACGUGAGGCGCACGAAAAAUACUGGCCGGUAGUGCGAAUAGCUCCUGACUGGGUUCUCUUCACCUCAAGUCAGGCAUGGAAUGAUAUAUAUGGCUUUCAGCACGGUGAACCUGAAAUAAGCAAAGACACAUCACUCUAUAAAACCUCCAAAACACCCCACACGAUCAUUACGGCGGAUCAUGAUCCUCACCGUCUGUAUCGACGUCCACUGUCGAAAGGAUUCUCGGAGACUGCCUUAAGAGAGCAGGAGCCCCUUGAUGAGGAAACAGAAAAGGGCAUUGCACUGGAGACGACGUCGUGGUAUAAAUUAAGUCAUCUGUCUACAUUCUUCACGUUUAAUCUGAUCGGCGAACUUGCAUUUGGAGAAUCAUUCGGCUGCCUUGAGUUAUGGGCUUCACUCAUCAGCGUCUUGAUAAGAUUUGGUCCAAAGUUCUAUGAAGAGAGAGUCAUAACCAAUAACCAGCUUACACACGAGAAGGUAUAUAUAUAUGGUCCAGCGCCGAAUGGAAAAAAAUCUGGUUAUAACGACCUGAGCUUAGAUCUAUUUAAUCCCAAGUAUAACCUUCAAAGGUAUCAAAUCAACGGCAACUGCUCAACCCACAUUAUAGCCGGCAGUGAAACAACCACCGCGGCUCUUAGUGCUACUCCAUACUAUCUGAUGCAGAGCCCUGAAGCGAAGGACAACGUUAUCCAAGAGGUUCGAAACCGCUUCUCAGGUGUAGACGAAACUAACGCCAUCGGCACCGAUCAGCUCAAGUACCUACCGACCUGCUUCAGUGAAGCUGUGCGAAAGUUCCCUCCUGCCCCAUCCGUGUUUUCUGGCCGUGUUUCAAAGCUCGGGGCCAAUAUUACAGGAAAACUGAUGCCUGAGGCACACGGUGGCACGAAGAUGAUGAUUGCCACGCAAUGCAAGGUAUUCACUAUCGGGCCUUGGAACUGCCUGGGACAGAACCUUGCAAAAUUGGAGAUACGUCUUUUACUAUUUCGUUUCAUACCGGAGUUUAACUGGGAGCUCGUGGCUAGCUCUGGUUUGAAGCCACUGAGAAUCCGUCUUUCACCUGUUGUCCGCUAA